Molecule: messenger RNA, 3201 nt
Organism: Penicillium malachiteum
Lineage: Eukaryota; Fungi; Ascomycota; Eurotiomycetes; Eurotiales; Aspergillaceae
Exons: 7
Coding region: 1-3201 (1066 amino acids)
Biological process (GO): positive regulation of transcription by RNA polymerase II
Cellular component (GO): nucleus
Molecular function (GO): transcription cis-regulatory region binding; zinc ion binding; DNA-binding transcription factor activity, RNA polymerase II-specific
Source: RefSeq, a predicted model, not a curated record
AUGCCGCGUCCUCGGAGGCCUGGUGCGCCGGAGCCAAAACGAAGAAGCCGAAAGGGUUGUUGGCCAUGCAAGGCGCGGAAAGUCAAAUGUGGUGAGGAAAAGCCUUCUUGUGUCAAUUGUCAACGGCAGGGCGAGGCGUGCGAUUACAGCGUUCGCCUGAACUGGGGUGGUCGAACAAAACGAGCGUCUGUUGACUCACCCUGUUCUCAGUCCAGCGGUUAUGGGGGUACUAUUAUCUCGUUCUCAGACGCCCCGACAAAUGCUGUGAGCUCCAAUUCCAUGCCGAUGCCGGCAACCAGUGCGCCAGUGGAUGGGUUUGUCAACAUGCAUUCUGGUGACCUGGGCUCCAUCUCGCCAAGCACUCCGGCUGUUGGCAUUUUCGAAUCUCCAAGGCCUCCCUCGAUAUCGGAAGGUAUUAACUCUCCAGAUCGAAUUGAUCAUCAUUUUUCGACCUGGCCAGAGCAGCCCCCACUCUCGCCUCCCGUUUCCUCAGACCCGUUGUCGCAUUAUCCGUUUGGCUCGACAUUUCAUGGAACAUUUUCAGCUGCUGCCGACCAGGGAGUGGGUCUUCGAUCUCUCUCUGCGUUUACAUUCCAUGCCAACUCCGUAUCUCAACCUGUCUCUUUUCUGCGAAACUCCGUGGAUACCAUGAAUCACGUAUCCGAUCAACAUGAAAGCCCUCCAUCGGCUUCCAUGACACAGGAUGAGCACAACCUGGGAUAUUCCGUCAAUGGAACGUCGCAUCAAGAUCAUAAUUCAUCUCUUUCAAAUGCGGGUAGUGCAUCAGCGUUCCUUCCUGGGUCCCAUCACUCUAUGGCUCAGAACGACGCGUCAUCAUCUCCAGGCUACGAUGGAAUGUCAUCCUUCAAUCAUACGGAGACCUCUUCAAAUGAGCUUUUGGAGGACCGCAAAUCUACACGGGAGUUGUCCGUCGCUCAAAGUAAAUGGCGAGCGUAUCUCACGAGCGUGACCGAUAAUUAUGGCUUGGACUCCGGGCGACCAGAUCAAGAUCUCACACUGAAUAAUGACCAUGCUGCAAUUGAUGUCAACUCUGCUCUAGAUAUGAUCAAUUCGCGUGGAAAAUCUGAAGAGGGGUCACCCAAGGCAUAUCCCACGCCGACGGGUCGUCCACAUGCAGAAUAUGGCGGAUACUAUGCAUCAGCAGUGCCUAUCAAUAUCCCGAGGUAUCUGUCUCCUCUUCCGUCUUCGCUGCUGGAGAACCCAAUCAAUUUGAUGUACUUUCAUCACUUUAUCAAUCAUACCUCUCGGAUGCUAGUACCACAUGAUUGCGAUAACAACCCGUUUAUGUCAGUUUUACCAUCGAUGGCAAUUGCCGAUCCUAAUUUGCUCAAUUUAUUACUCGCAUACUCGGCGAGUCAUCGUGCGCGGUAUUUAGGACAUGCAGAGCCCGCCAAUCGGAUUGCACACUGGGUCAGCAACGUAUUUCCAACAUUGCGUGUCGCAUUGGAAGCAUCCCAUGAGGAAAUUACCGACAGCCACUUAGCGACGGCUAUUCUUCUGUUAUCCCUGAAAAUCGUCUCUCCCGGGACAUUCGAAGUUCCGAUUACUUGGCAGAGUCACUUGAAGCUUGCUCGCGACUUGUUCCUGGCACGUAGCGAUCGCAUCGCUCGACCCGGGAACAAGAUCGGGGCUUUCUUUGCACGCUGGCUAGGGUACCUUGAUACAGUCGGUGGCUUGUCAUGUCGUCACGCUGGUCGGCCGUUGAUAUUAUACCAUUCUGUUCUAGAAGCUUGCUCGAAGCCCGAGGGGUUUGACGAGUAUAGCGUAGAUUGUUUCACAGGAUUCACGCCGCAGACCGGACUUUUCCUCAUUCGCCUGGCAAAACUUGUACAGGAAUGCGAUAACCAGCAGUUUGACGAACUUGGGAACUUCCGAUCGGGUUGGCAUCCAUCUGCAGAUAUGGUUCUCGAAGCGCAGGUUGUACUUGGUGAAAUGGAAGGAUUGAGUGAACGUGCUCAUGCCGACCCAAACCAUCACCAUGGUAUUGAAGCCCAGGACAUGAUGGCAGCCGAAGAAGCGUUCCGAUGUGCUGGGCUGAUUCAUCUCCAUCGCCGUGUGUUGGGAUCAUCGCCAGACUCGUUUCCCGUCAAGGAGGCUCUUCGCCAGCUGUUGAGUGCAUUGGAUCGAAUGAGACUUGGAGCCUCAACUGAGGUUUGCUCGCUUCUACCCUUGUUCACUGCUGGCUGGUCAAUUCUCACUAUUUUCGUCAUGUCGCUGGUAUGUCUCUUGGAAGAGGCCGUUCAAGGCAGAAGUGAAAAGGUCCUUCCUUCACUGUCUGAAAUGAGCUUAGCCCAAAAGACUUGUGUUAACCUCCCCACCCAUACCUCUGCUAUUGCUAAGCUCUCUAUUCAGACCCUGAUUGACCGAGAGUUGGACCCUAUUCCCCACGCAGCCCUUCUGCCAGCAAAAGAGGACAAACCCAACACCAUGGAUCAUCCCAUCACUCGCUACGUUCGCAGCCCGACUGUUCUCCCAUUUGGAGAGGAUCCUUCGACUAAGUGGCACACCGGAGGCGCAGUUCUCGGAGUGUUUUCAAGCGUUCAUGAAGUCCUCGAGGUUUUCAAGCGUUCGGGCAGUUCUCGUCACGAUCCCACUGAAAGUCUCCUGCUCAAGCAUGGCAUCCGAUAUGAAGCCGAAGACACCGAUACGGAACUCGCUCGCCGAACCGUUAUUAUCAAGGGCAUCCCAUCCAACUUCACCAUCGCCCAAGUUCUCUCUGAGAUUCGAGGCGGCCAGGUUUUUUCCGCAACACUGAUGAACACCACUACCUUGCUUGGGCGUGAGAGUGCACUGGUCACUUUUGUGACUGCGCGGGGCGCGAAAACUUUUGUCAAUACGCUUGCCCGUGGAGACUGCGGCCUUCUUAGUCUGGUGGGACUUAAUGCGAUUGUGCUGGGUUCCCCUACCUUCCCAAUGAAUGACAUUUUGCAGGAUCGUAUUACACGCGGAAAACUCACCCGAUGCAUUCGUGUUGAAGGCAACAAGAUGAAGAAAGCCAUCUCAAAGCUCAACAAAAGUACCACUCGCAAGAUUGAGUUCAUCUGUGUUGGCCGCGGAGCUGAGAAUAUUCUUGAAUUCGCCUCCGUUAAAAUGGCAGAUUGGGCAUUUGGAGUUCUGACUGAGGACCCAUACUUUGAUUUCAGUGAAGUGAGAUUUUACAGGGACCCGUGCGAUGUGUGA